CACAGGGCUUUGUCUUCAAUUCAAAACAAUGCACUCAAACUAGAGAGUCUAAUAGAAGAAGAUGCUACCAAUUUCAAGCUGGGGAAGUUAAACAAGAAUGUUGGCCUUAGAAGGAAAUUUAAAAGCAACAAAGAAGAAGAUGGAGUGCUGAAUUUGAAGAGAAGAAAGAUGGGUAUGCCAAGUUAUACUAACCCACCGCCGGACUUGCCUGAAAACUUCAAAAAGCAUAUCGUUGGCAAGAUGGGUGGUUCGGAUUGGCUUCUGGUGAUACAAAAGCCCAUCUUUUUCUCUGACGUAAACCCUGGAGCCAGUGGGUUCUCCAUCCCAUUCUCCCAAAUCCAAAGCCAUGAAUUUCUCUACAAAAAGGAGGCAGAGGAUUUGAAUGACAAAAAGGAUAUGCAAGUGCGCUUGUUAGAACCGUCCCUGGAGGAGAUCACCCUAAGCUUUAGGAGGUGGAAUAUGGUAAAAAGUUCAAUGUAUGUUCUGACCACAAGGUGGAAUUCGGUUGUUAAGAAUAAUCAACUCGAGAUUGGUGACGUGGUGCAGCUGUGGUCUUUUCGAGUUGAAUCCUGUCUUUGCUUUGCACUUGUAAAGGUUGAUGAUGUCCAGAAAGGAAGCGAAGAAUGGAAACGGUGCAAGUUCAAGUCAUCAAGAAGAGGGACAUGGUGGUUGUAG
Molecule: messenger RNA, 675 nt
Organism: Theobroma umbraticum
Lineage: Eukaryota; Viridiplantae; Streptophyta; Magnoliopsida; Malvales; Malvaceae
Product: B3 domain-containing protein At5g24050-like
Molecular function (GO): DNA binding
Source: RefSeq, a predicted model, not a curated record